Molecule: messenger RNA, 3708 nt
Organism: Malaclemys terrapin pileata
Lineage: Eukaryota; Metazoa; Chordata; Testudines; Emydidae
Gene: RB1
Product: RB transcriptional corepressor 1
Exons: 27
Coding region: 586-3375 (929 amino acids)
Biological process (GO): negative regulation of G1/S transition of mitotic cell cycle; cell differentiation; neuron projection development
Cellular component (GO): Rb-E2F complex; nucleus; chromatin
Molecular function (GO): RNA polymerase II transcription regulatory region sequence-specific DNA binding
Source: RefSeq, a predicted model, not a curated record
CAUGUUUUCUAAUCCUUUAAUUGUUCUUGUGGCUUGUCUGAACCUUCUCCAAUUUAUCAACAUCCUUGAAUUGUGGGCACCAGAACAGGACACACUAUUCCAGCAGUGGUCACACCAGUGCCAAAUACAGAGGUAAAAUAACCUCUCUACCCCUACUUGAGAUUUCCCUGUUUAUACAUCUUUGGAGCCGGGACUUGAAAUUUAGCACUGGGUGGCUCUAGUGCCUUUAGUGUCCCCAUGAAAAUCUACCCAAAGCUGACUCAGUAGAGACUGGUUAAGGUUUGGCAGCUAAAAUUCUGGAGCGUGCUUAAUACAAAUAUAAUCAAGUCUCUGAGGAUGUGCAAACUGCAAUUUUUCUCACCUGGAAUAGAACACAGGCCUUCUCCAUCACACUAUUCCUGGACUAUCUAGCAAAUAGCUGUGAAUCACACUAACAAAGUCCUCAUCCCCCUCUGUGAACUAUGGAGGAUAAGAGCCUGCUUCUGCUGUCUCUUACUCAAUUAGCUUUUAGGCAAAGAUCUCCACUGCAAGAACAUCUUAGCCAUACCUAGGUUUUGUGGCCUGAUCUCCUAUUCUGAUGGCACUAUGCCAACCGAGGAUUCCUCUCUGCUAGGGCCUCCUCCAACGGUCAGAUCUUCUAGCUCUGAGAUAUCAGACUCUGUGCCACCAGAGCAGUGCAAAGCAGCCACAGGCGCACACAGGCUUGAGUUUGGAGAAACUGACUUUGUUGCACUUUGUGACACUUUAAGAGUGUCAGACAUUGUAAGAGCAAAUGCUUGGAAGACAUAUGAAAAAGUGUCAUCUGCUGAUGGAACUCUAGUGGGUUACAGUGAAAAGAAAAAGGACUUGUGGGGGAUCUGUAUCUUUAUUGCAGCAGUUGACUUGGAUGAGAUGACAUUCACUUUUACAGAGCUUCUGAAAAGUAUAGGUAUGAGUGUGUGCACAUGUUUUCGGUUGCUGAGAGAGAUGGAUGUUAACAUGGAUACCAUAAGCACUAAAGUUGAUAGUAAUGUAUCACGACUGAAUAAGAAGUAUGAUGUAUUAUCUGCACUAUAUCACAAGUUUGAAAGGACUUGUGGACUUAUCUACAUAAUACAACCCAGCAGUCAGACUUCUGCUGAAUUGAGUUUUCCAUUGGUUCUGAAAACUUCCUGGAUCACUUUUUUGUUGGCGAAAGGAAAAGUAUUGCAAAUGGAAGAUGACCUGGUGAUCUCUUUCCAGUUACUGUUAUGUGUCCUUGAUUAUUUUAUCAAACUAUCACCACCGGCAAUGCUCAAGGAGCCAUACAAAUCUCAUGUGAGUGCAAUGUCUAUUAAUGGCUCAACUCGAGCUCCAAGGCGAGGUCAGAACAGGAGUACACGUACAUCAAAACAAACUGACACAGAUACAAAAGUUAUUGAAGUCCUUUGUAAAGAAUAUGGUUGUAACUUAGAUGAGGUCAAAAAUGUAUAUUUCACAAGCUUUAUUCCGUUCUUGAAUUCUGUUGGCAUUGUAACUUCAAAUGGACUUCCGGAGGUUGAGGAUCUCUCGAGACAAUAUGAAGAGCUUUACCUGAAAAAUAAAGAUAUAGAUGCACGAUUAUUUCUGGAUAAUGAUGAAACUUUACAGCGUAAUCACAUAGAAUGCUUGCAGUUGGAACGAACACCAAGGAAAAACAACCCAGAUGAAGAGCUUAAUCUUAUACUUCCACAGACUCCAGUUCGGGCUGCAAUGAAUACUAUCCAGCAGUUAAUGAUGAUUUUAAAUUCAGCAAGUGAUAAACCAUCAGAUAAUCUCAUCUCAUAUUUUAAUAACUGUACAGUGAACCCUAAAGAAAGUAUCCUGGCAAGAGUAGAAAAUCUUGGGAACAUCUUCAAAGAGAAAUUUGCUGAAGCAGUUGGACAGGGAUGUGCUGAAAUUGGCUCACAGAGAUAUAAGCUUGGUGUAAGGCUAUACUACAGAGUAAUGGAAUCCAUGUUAAAGUCGGAGGAAGAGCGCCUGUCAGUUCACAAUUUUAGCAAACUUCUGAACAAUAAUAUCUUCCACACAUCUCUUCUGGCCUGUGCUGUUGAGGUUGUCAUGGCUACAUAUGGCAGGAAUGCUUCACAAAGUGAUGGCACCAGUACUGAAACGGAUUUGUCUUUUCCAUGGAUUCUCAAUGUACUUGAUUUAAAAGCCUUUGACUUCUACAAGGUGAUUGAAAGCUUUAUUAAAGCAGAACCAAGCUUGACAAGAGAGAUGAUAAAACAUCUAGAACGCUGUGAACAUCGAAUUAUGGAAUCCCUUGCAUGGCAAUCAGAUUCGUCUCUAUUUGAUCUUAUUAAGCAAUCCAAGGAACGAGAAGGCCAAGUUGAUCAACCUGAGCCCACCUGCUCUCUUAACUUUCCUCUCCAGCAUAACCACACUGCGGCAGAUCUAUAUCUUUCUCCUGUCAGAUCUCCGAAGAAGAAAGGCUCUACAGCUUUAAACCCCAUUCCUAUAAUAGAUGCUCAGCCUGUGUUGGCACCUCAAACUCAGAAACCACAGAAAUCUACCUCCCUUUCACUAUUUUACAAAAAAGUGUAUCGGCUGGCAUAUCUUCGAUUAAAUACCCUCUGCUUACGGCUUCUGUUUGACCACCCUGAACUAGAACACUUGAUCUGGACCCUUUUUCAGCACACAUUGCAAAAUGAAUAUGAACUUAUGAAAGACAGGCACUUAGACCAGAUCAUGAUGUGUUCCAUGUAUGGCAUAUGCAAAGUAAAGAACGUAGAUCUUAGGUUUAAAAUCAUUGUUACAGCAUACAAGGAGCUCACCAAUACAAAUCAAGAGACUUUCAAACGAGUGCUGAUCAGGGAAGGACAAUAUGACUCCAUUAUCGUCUUCUACAACUUAGUGUUUAUGCAGAAACUGAAAACUAACAUUUUGCAGUAUGCCUCCAAUAGGCCUCCCACCUUGUCACCCAUCCCCCACAUUCCUCGAAGUCCUUACAAGUUUUCUAAUUCUCCCCUACGUGUCCCUGCUGGAAGUAACAUCUACAUCUCACCCUUGAAGAGUCCAUACAAAUUCUCUGAAGGGAUGUUGUCACCCACAAAGAUGACUCCAAGAUCCAGAAUCCUGGUGUCAAUUGGUGAAUCAUUUGGGGUGAGCACUUCUGAGAAGUUUCAGAAAAUAAACCAAAUGGUGGGUAGCAGUGAUCGUCAGCUGAAACGCAGUGCUGAAGUAAGCACUGCCCCUAAACCUCUGAAGAGACUUCGCUUUGAUAUAGAAGGACAGGAUGAGGCAGAUGGAAGCAAACACCUAUCUGGAGAGUCCAAAUUCCAGCAAAAGCUUGCAGAAAUGACGUCUACUCGAACAAGAAUGCAAAAGCAAAAACUAAAUGAUGGAACUGAUACAUCAGCCACUGAAGAAAAGUGAACAUCUUCUCAGGACCAUGCGGUGCACUGCAUGCUUCUCUGCAUUUGUCUUUCUUUUUCAGCCACCAUGUUAAUUACUUUUUUUAUGAUUGCUAGUUUAAAAUGUUUGGCCUUUUUUUUUUUUUUUUAACUUCAGUGUUUUUCAUUAUAUUAUGCCGUAUGAUGUAGCAUGUACACAAUGUAAGCCACUGAGUUUAUUAAUUUAUAUAUUUUUGAGGAUUUGGAAGAGUUUUUCAGCUUCUUAUUGCAACAUUGUUCAUUUAAUGCCAUUUCAUUCUACUUAUUUUGAACUCUUCUAUCAAAAAUAAAGUUAGAUAGAAUGAUUUGAAAUGCA